UCUGCAACAAGAUCACAACGUCAUUACAAGUCAAAUCAUAAGAUAAAUCAUAAUACGUAGGUAACAAUAAUACGUUCUCUCUAGUACGUUCAUAAUUAUGUUAUCAAUUGUUAAACCUCCUACAAAUUAUAAAUUUGCGUAAAAAACUGAUUCUGUUGAAGAUAAGACUCACUUUAGGUCAGUAACUUUUACAGAGACUUUUGUAGAUGUAACGAUAGAGCGUAAAUUAAAUUUAUUAAUUUCGUAUUAUAAUAAAUGUUGUGGUAUAAUUUUGUGCUAUUAAUCGGCUGGAGUGCAGCUCAAAAUGAAGAUCGCUGGUCGUGGGGCGUGGUGGAGGAGUCAGCCCCUGACAGAACUACAGUAGCUACCGUAACCCGCACAACAGCAUCUACCAUUACUGCUAAGUUUCAGGCUGAUAACUCUGAGCCGGUCGAAAAUAAGAAUACGUGGGGCUACGUGAACGUUACAGAAGUCACGGACGCACUACAAGACACGGCCGCGCACGACGUCUGUGCGCCCUUCAAUGCUCCUGUACCGAACUACAGCGCGCCUCACAGACGGACCAUACAAGUCAAAUGCUACGAAUACAUUUGGCUGAUAAAAUACAGGGAACAAACAAUCUUGAAAAAUGAAGCGUGUAAACGACAUCGUUUAAAUUUGCCUAAAGAUGUAAAUCCCCCUUCCGGUGAAAGAUAUACAUAUCAGGGAGAGUUUCCUCACAUGGGCAUCAUAGGCUGGAAGGAGAAAGAGGGCGACUACAUCUUCAUGUGUGCUGGCUCCCUCAUCAGUGCCAAGUUCGUGAUAACUGCGGCGCACUGCACCAACUUACGUGUCCCGAGGGUGGAGAAGCCUACCCCUGAUAUUGUGAGGUUUGGCGAUAGAAGUAUUGUGCCCGAAGCAGCAGAUGCAGAAUUUACAGUGGAGUCUAAAAUACACCGUAUUAUAAUACAUCCAAACUACAAACAUCCAAAACUUUACGAUGACAUUGCGCUACUGGAGCUUGAAAAGGAAACAGCAUUCACGAAAUUUAUUCAACCAGCUUGCCUUUAUCAUAAAGCUGAUAUCAGUAAGCUAUAUACCAAAAUGAAGGUGACAACAUGGGGCUGGCAGAUAGAAAGCUCAGAUAAUCCCAAGCAGAAAGUAGCGGUGUUCGAUAUGGUGGAUGAUUCGAACUGUGAUCGGAUGUUGACGGAGCGUUGCAAUAGAAGGUGGUGCGGCUUGAAAAACCAGCUCUGUGUGGUCGGUGACGGAGACAGAGACACUUGUCAGGGUGACUCCGGAGGCCCCCUUCAAGUGGAGAUUCCGCUGCCGACUUCUCAGGGGAAGAUCCACUACGUCAUCGGCAUAUUCUCCUUUGCUUCUUGUGGCCGUAGUGGCGCCCCCGCGGUCAACACCAGGGUCGCCGGGUACCUCGACUGGAUAGAGAGUAUCGUGUGGCCUUCAUCAUAGUCGGACAGGAGUAGGCUACUGUGCAUACCUCUAGCAUUUAUAAGUGGGGAUGGAGCAGCAGCUUGCGAAUGCGGACCAAUAACAGACCAUUGACAUUAGGGCGUGCAAAACCGGUUUUGAGUUUGCGGUUUUCAGCCUCAAAACCGGUAACCGGUUUUUCACCGGUUUUGAUCUAACUUAUAUAUAUUUUUUCAUACAGUACAAAUUAAACAAGAAACCCAUAUUCUUAGAUAGAGAUAUCCACAAAACAUACGAAUAAAACAUUUUUUUAUGAGAUACUUACGG
Molecule: messenger RNA, 1734 nt
Organism: Plutella xylostella (diamondback moth)
Lineage: Eukaryota; Metazoa; Arthropoda; Insecta; Lepidoptera; Plutellidae
Product: trypsin-1
Biological process (GO): proteolysis
Molecular function (GO): serine-type endopeptidase activity
Source: RefSeq, a predicted model, not a curated record